This is a messenger RNA of Sorex fumeus (smoky shrew), 195 nucleotides long. RefSeq names its product keratin-associated protein 16-3-like. The transcript has 2 exons. Bases 1 to 195 code for a protein of 64 amino acids. The record is from RefSeq and is a predicted model, not a curated record. Lineage: Eukaryota; Metazoa; Chordata; Mammalia; Eulipotyphla; Soricidae.
AUGAGCUACUACGGCAACUGCUGUGGAGGCCUGGGCUAUGGCUAUGGAGGCUUCAGUGGCCUAGGCUGUGGCUGUGGCUGUGGCUGUGGUUCUGGCUAUGGAAGCUACGGCUAUGGUUCGGGCUAUGGUGGCUACGGAUGUGGCUGCUGCCGCCCGUCCUGCUGUGGAGGAUAUGGAUUCUCCAACUUCUACUGA